Bubalus bubalis (water buffalo) is the source of this 379-nucleotide messenger RNA. RefSeq names its product TBC1 domain family member 25 (gene TBC1D25). NCBI's taxonomy places the organism in Eukaryota, Metazoa, Chordata, Mammalia, Artiodactyla, Bovidae. The record is from RefSeq and is a predicted model, not a curated record.
GCCUCAGUAGGCGCCUGCAUACUGGCUAAAUUGAGGCAAAAUGCCCGGCUUUUGGGGGCGGGGCUCUUGGCAACAGCACACUCUGCGCAAGCGCAGAGGUGACCUCCUCCCUGUGCCAAGCAGGGGGUGGGUAGGGUCGCUUGGCGCCCUCUGCGCCUGCGCCAGGGCACAAGGUGGGGCCGCGGGCGCCCGCAUUCUGGCGUGCGCACAAGGGUAGGGGGCAACGAUCAACUGUCACCCUGAGGUGGGUGGCAGCAGGAUGGCGACGGCCUCUGGGUCCUCGGACUUGGCUGGCUCCGGAGCGCCCUCGCCUGGUGGGGGAGCCCAGGCGGCGGCAGCUGAGGAGGAGGAGCGAGAGGUGGUGCGGGUCCGAGUCAAG